GGCUCGAGGCCGCGCUGGGUGCCAAGCCACUUGCGCGUGGGAUCGGUGGAGUUCGGGAGCCGGCUUCCGGCUGGGCCCGCCAUGGCGUCGGGCGACGCUGGCCGCGGCGUCUAUGCGGACAUCGCCACGCUGAACGACGUCGUGCGCAGCGGCGACGUGGCGCUGCUAAGGGCGAAGUUCGUGCAGGAGCUGGCGGGGCCCAUGGCCCGCCGCCAGGACCUCCCAGAGGCGGCGUUCUUCCAGGGGGAGCUGACCAGCGCGACCGUCAUCAUCGCGCUGUCGUACGGCUGGAUCACGCCGGACCACCCAGAUCCGGAGUGCUUCCACCUCCAAAGGGUGCAGCAGGUCCUGGGUCACUUCAUGCGCGUGGGCGUCGAGGGAUCAGGUCAGGCGUCAAUGAAGCAUGUGGUGGGGGAGGACCGGGAUAAGGCUUACAAGGACAAGGAGGUGGUCAUCUUCUGGGAUUGGCCUUGCCUCUACCAGGACAAGCCCAAGGGCUCGCGCACAGAGGUUCAGACACAGGCUUUCAAGCGCGCGCUCAACAGCGUGAACUUGUGGUAUGCGCACGCCUGCACCCAGGUCUGGAUGCUCACGGAGACCCCAGACAAUGUUGAGCGGACGUACGCCAUGCGCGGCUGGUGCAGGUUCGAGCGAGGGGUGAGCGAGCUCAUCUCGUCCUCCCAGACAGUCCUGGACUUGAGCCUGUUCAGCGGCCAGACCGAAGACUAUCACGCUGCUUACUGGCACACGCCCGUGCUAUUGGACAGCGGCAUGAAGAGCAUCAUGUGGUCGCCCCCCCAGGAGGAGCGCGGUGGGCUCGCGGAGAGAUGCUCGUCCAGCCGACUGCUUCCGCAGACGCCCGACGAGAUGUCCGCGCUGCUCGACUCACUGACGUUCACCAACGGGAAGUCGGACACGCAGAUUGUGCAGGGCCUGUACAGGCAGACGUUUGUCGAGGUCAUGAGCAACGCCCACGCCUUGCGGUGGAGCGACCAGCAGUGGGCGGUGGAGCUGCCGGCGCUCUUCCCAGCUCUGGAGGGCUGCGGAUCCCUGCGGAUCCUCGACAUCUCGGGGAACGCGCUGACUGGCGGCCUUGCUGGGCUGGCUGGUUUCAUCUCCACCUGCUUACCCGCACUCGAACGCCUGGACCUGUCCCGCAACAAGCUCGACGGCGAGCUGCCCCUGGAGCUGAUCCGCAGGAAGGUGGACGGCCUCCACAUAGGCCUCAAGGACAAUCUUGGCUUCACCCUGCCUAGGAACCUGGGCGCCCUCGGCGCAGACGUCACCUGCCUGGACCUCCGGGACUGCUCCCUCAGGGGGACGAUCCCGAGGUCUAUCCUGGAGCUCUCGCAGCUCAAGGCCUUGCGUCUCGCAACCAAUGUGCCCCGGACAAACGCUCUCCAGGGCGGCAAGCCCACGAGGCGCACCCUCGAUAGAGUCGGCCCCCACGACCCCGACACCACGGCCCUGCCAGACGAGGAGCUGGAGGCCGGGCUGGGCGGCCAGUGCCAGAUCGACCUCGGGUCCGACCCGGAGGAGGUCGCCACGAAGGUCAACCGGGCCAUCCGCGACACGCCGACCUCGACCAAGGUCGUGAUCGCGUGCGCCCUCUGCUGCGGCGCCUGCUGCAGGUGCCCCUGCUGCGGGAAGUCCAGGCCUUAGUCCCAGGGGCCGGCCGCGGCGGCCCGAGGCGUUUUUUUUGUUUUUUUGUUUUAAGUCGGGCAUGUCCCUCGACAGGAGGAAUAUACAGAAAUAUUCAAAAGUAUGAUGAUUCUGAACGCUGGUGUACAGUGCGCAGCGUGCUGCUAGCACGGCCCUCUGUGGGUCCUCUUAGGCAAAUGGCUGCGGAGGCGGGGAAGCGCUGCUACGACCGUCUCUCCCGCCGGUGCUAAACUGCGCAUGCAACUAUCCAGCCACAAACGGAAUUCGGACCGAUCGCAUUUGCCAGAAGCGGAACUCGAACCGAUCUUGAUGCUCGCAUUUAUCGCUCGGUGCUGAAAGCCCGGGGGCGGACAAGACUGGUGAUGCCGAGGCGCCCUCCUGGCAUGCGUCCUUGUGCCGCCCGCGUCCUCCCCCCGCGCCCUGUCCUCGCCCUCACCCUGCUCGCCCUCGCCCUCACCCUCGCCCUCCUCCUGCGCCCCGGGCGCCGCAGCACCUCCGCGCGGUGUGUGGCCGGCUCCGCGGUGGCCCGCGCGGCGGCCGCGAAGGCUGCUCUGUCUCACCCGCUGUCCGCCGCUGAGCUCACGGGGGCUCUGGCUGCGGCUGCAGCGCGCAAGUGCUUCUCAUAGUUACAUGUUGCUCAUGUCUAAGUCUUCGCAGGUUCAUUGUUUUUUGGGGGGCCCCAGAUUCUUUCAUUUCUAAUUGUUCUAUCCUGGGCCUCUUUUUGGCCACUGGGGGGCCAGGAACAACUAGAAACGAGCAUAAUUAGAAAUGAACGACGUGUACUUAAGCGCUACGACUUGUGGCACGAGGAA
Messenger RNA from Prorocentrum cordatum, 2474 nucleotides. NCBI's taxonomy places the organism in Eukaryota, Dinophyceae, Prorocentrales, Prorocentraceae. The record is from the annotation of a GenBank genome assembly.